Bradysia coprophila is the source of this 2429-nucleotide messenger RNA. It is a transcript of the gene Scm, whose product is annotated as Polycomb protein Scm. Lineage: Eukaryota; Metazoa; Arthropoda; Insecta; Diptera; Sciaridae. Gene Ontology annotation, molecular function: chromatin binding; histone binding. The record is from RefSeq and is a predicted model, not a curated record. Gene Ontology annotation, biological process: negative regulation of DNA-templated transcription. Gene Ontology annotation, cellular component: nucleus.
AAAAAACAAAUCGACUGGUACCGGUAAAUAAAAGAAUAUGGCGGAAAAAUAUUAGCAAACAAAACUGAAUAAUCGCUUUACUUUACUUGUUUACUUUAAUUAAUUGCAUUCCGAAUUCAGUUUUAUGUUUGUAAUUAGUGUAAAAUAUAUCCAAAGCAAAGACAUUUUAACUUGUACCUUGUAAUAUAGUCGAUAAACAACCACACACACAAAAAAAAAAAGAUGACAAAAAAUGUCCUCUGCUGAAACUGUCAAACUACGAGGUCCUGGUCGACCCAAAACAAAAGAUAAAGAACCAAAAAAGCAAACAGCACCGACAGCAGCACCUUGUGCAUGGUGUGAUUCCACUGAAUUGCCACUCAUUUACCUUUGGCAAACGCAAAAACAGAAGAAAGAAUUUUGCUCACAGGAAUGCAUCGUGCAGUUCCGUGAAUUUCAUCGCAAAGGCAUUUGCAUGCAAUGCGACAACAUUAUUGCGCCAGGAUCACAAAACAAAGAAUUCUGUUCGACCGCUUGUAUGGCAAAGAGUCAACGUGUGAACAAUGUGGCAACGGGAGCAAGACCAGCCGGACAAAAUAACAAUAACGACAGCAUCAACAACAAUAACAGUCCGAGAGAUGCGCGCCAUAGUCCGGUGACGGCCGUGUCAGCCAGAUCAUUUCAAUAUGAGAGCUUCAAUGUAUUCAAUUGGGACGACUAUUUGAAGGAAACAGAUAGCUUACCAGCACCGAGUAAUUGCUUCAAGCAAGCAGUCAAUCCACCGCUGAAUGAAUUCAAAAUCGGAAUGAAAUUGGAAGCAUUAGAUCCGAGAAAUGUGACGUCCACAUGCAUCGGAACGGUGGUUGGUGUGCUGGGCUCACGGCUAAAGCUCCGGCUGGACGGAAGUGACAACACGAACGAUUUUUGGCGUUUGGUCGAUUCGAACGAAAUUCAUCCGUACGGUCACUGUCAAAAGAACGGUGAAAUGUUACAGCCACCGCUCGGAUUUCGGAUGAAUGCCAGUAGCUGGCCCACGUAUUUGACGAAAAUACUCAAUGGCGCGAAUCUGGCACCAGAAAAUAUUUUCCAACCGGAACCUCCUACACCGAAAACCAAUUUAUUUGAAGUGGGUCAAAAACUCGAGGCUGUUGAUAAGAAGAAUCCCCACCUGAUCUGUUGUGCAACGGUUGCUGCUAUAAAAGAUGAUCAAAUUCACGUUACAUUCGAUGGAUGGCGGGGCGCGUUUGACUAUUGGACCAGAUACGAUUCCCGUGACAUUUUCCCAGUCGGAUGGUGUACGCGAAGUUGUCAUCCGAUGCAACCGCCCGGACAAAAACACAAAAUGGAACCACAUACCAACAAGAACAAGCACUCCAGAUCGUACAGCAAUCAUUCGGAGGCCGAUGCAAUGAUUCCAGCGUCACCGGUCACGGUGCAUUUCCAUACUGGUUGUAAAGGUGGACCGUUCAUAAGUAGCUCCAGAUUACCAUCUAUGGUAACGGCACCCACUUUGCGAACGCUCGCAAAAUUAUGUCUUCAAGAGAUCUUAGCGGCCAGCACGGACACAUCACAGAUACAACAUUUGUUGUUCGGUCUGACUGGAGAUACAUCGAUAGUGACAGCGGCCGGUAAAAAUUUUACGGUCAAAAUUCCGAGCAAUUUACAGGACAACGAGAAUGCCGGAAUGGCUGAAUUUCUCAAGACGUUAUGCACAUCAUGCCGUGCAUGCCAAAAUCUCAUCACCUUAGAUCCCGGACCGGAGCAGUGCACCGAUUGCGAAACACAAACUACAAAACGAACGAUGAAAAUGAACGACACCGUUUCGUCACCACCAAGUCCGAAACGUGAGAGGCCGAGUCAAUCCACUCCCGACACAAAUGAAACACCGAAACCGGCAUCAUCAAAUGGUACAAAUUGGUCACCUGAAUGUGUUAGAAUACCAACAGGACCACCGGCUGAAUGGGGCAUUGAAGAAGUUAUACAGUACAUAACAGCCACUGACCCAGCGCUGAAGGUUUACGCAGAUCUGUUCCGCUCACAUGAAAUCGACGGCAGAGCCUUUCUGCUGCUGAACUCGGACAUGAUGAUGAAAUAUAUGGCACUGAAGUUGGGCCCAGCCUUAAAAAUAUGCAAUCUUGUUAGUCGUGUGAGGGGUCGGCGACAUAUGCCGUUGUAAUUACCGUAGAUCUAUCUAAGCAAAAGUCUAUAGAAAUGUGCAAAAUAUAUUUAACGAUUGAGAAUUGGUGUGCGUUUGAAGUUGUCCCAUCGUCGAUUGUUCGGACAGAGACAGAACACACAGUAGAAUGUCGCACUUUCAUUUCUAUAUUCACUGCAUUCAGUAUAUGCGGGCACGACCAUUUUCGCUCACAUCCAAUUCUUAAUCCAAAAUUUGAAUUGCAUCCAAUGUAAAAUGCAAGCAUCAUGAUGAAUAACAAAAUGAAUUACAAAAA